Topomyia yanbarensis is the source of this 921-nucleotide messenger RNA. RefSeq lists its product as uncharacterized. Bases 1 to 921 code for a protein of 306 amino acids. The record is from RefSeq and is a predicted model, not a curated record. The transcript has a single exon. NCBI's taxonomy places the organism in Eukaryota, Metazoa, Arthropoda, Insecta, Diptera, Culicidae.
AUGUGGGGAGCCCUGAGACGCAAGGGAGUCCCUGAGAAAAUCAUCGGUCUAAUUAAAGCACAGCACGAGGCAUUUUCGUGCAGAAUAUUGCACGAUGGUGUCUUGUCUGACCCCAUCCGGGUCGUGACUGGAGUUAGGCAAGGAUGUAUUCUAUCAUCGCUACUGUUCUUCAUCGUAAUUGACGAGAACCUGGUAGGAGCGAUUGACUGUGAAUCAAAUCGUGGGUUUCUGUGGCAACCUAUUACUAUGGAGCAUCUGAAUGACUUCGAAUUGGCUGAUGACGUUGCUCUCCUAGCACAACGGCGCUCUGACAUGCAGAGUAAGCGUGAUGAUCUUGCCGAUCGCUCCUCAGCGGCAGGUCUCAAAAUCAACGUCAACAAGACCAAAUCGUUGGAUAUAAACACGCUCAACCCUUCCAACUUUACGGUAGCUGGGCAAGCAAUGGAGAAUGUCGAAAGCUUCCAAUAUCUUGGUAGCCAAAUGGCGUCUGAUGGAGGCAAUAAGAGCGACACAGGAGCACGGAUCAAGAAGGCGAGAGCUACUUUUGCGAGUUUAAGAAAUAUCUUGAAAGACAAUCAGAUUAGUCGACGCACCAAAACCCGAAUAUUCAACUCGAACGUGAAAUCUGUACUACUAUAUGCCAGUGAAACCUGGAAAGUGGAGGUGGGUCGGCCGCACUCUGCGCAGAGGCGGAAACGAAAUCUGCAAGCAAGCGUUAGACUGGAACCCAGCAGGACAUCGCAGCAGAGGCAGACCCAGAGGCUCAUGGUGACGCAGCCUCAUCAAGGAAAUAAAAGAAGUCGACGAAAGUUUGACCUAGCAGCAGGUCAAAGCGAUGGCGGGCAAUCGCCCAGGAUGGCGAUCUUUCACAACAGCCCUUUGCACCACCAGGGGUGCGCAGGAAUAAAUGUAAGUAAGUAG